Dreissena polymorpha is the source of this 1896-nucleotide messenger RNA. RefSeq lists its product as uncharacterized. Gene Ontology annotation, molecular function: DNA binding. Lineage: Eukaryota; Metazoa; Mollusca; Bivalvia; Myida; Dreissenidae. The transcript has 3 exons. The record is from RefSeq and is a predicted model, not a curated record. The coding region runs from base 274 to 1896 and encodes 540 amino acids. Gene Ontology annotation, biological process: DNA integration; DNA recombination.
UUUAUGCUUUGCGGUGGUUUAUAGAGAAAUAUCAGUGAAUUAAAACUGAUAAUUUCACUGUUCAAACAAUGAAAAUUAUCAGUGAAAAUUAUCGAUAAUUUUCACUGUUUUACCGGAACUAUUUUUUUUACCCCAUUGUGACCCCCACGCAGUCUUCCACCAAGAAAGAGAACUCUUCAAUGAAUAUUUAUAUCAACUUACGGAGUAACUUCCCUUGAACAUACAUGUACACACUGUCGUCUGCUUUUUAAGCCUUUACUCUGAAACUUAACAAUGAAUGAAAUGGAAAACGAAGAAAUUAAUUUUAUGUUCUCGGAUAUUUUUGAUUUUGAAGAUUAUUUUAAUGAAAAUACAGAAAUUCUUAAUGAGACAUCAAGUUUAGCAGAAGAAACAACAGCAACAGUAUCAACAGCAACAGUAUCAGCAGCAACAAAAGUACCAGCAACACUGUUAUCCAUAACAGAAACAAACCAAACUUAUAGAAGGGCUUCAGAAACAAUUUCUGCUGGGAUACAGUCAUCAACAGCCACUGCAGUAAAAACGGCCACAGCAACAACAAUGAAACGGCAGUUUCGAGAAGUCAAUAUUGACAAUUUCCUGAAUGAAAAUGAAAAUAUGAACACCAAAAAGAAAACAGUAAGUGACAUGAAACUCUUCAACCAAUUUCUUCUUCACAAACAAGACUCAAGAAAUGUUGAAAAUAUUCCUGCGCAUGAUUUGAACAAUUUGAUUUGUGAAUUCUUGUUGGGUGUCACCAAAAAAGAUGGAAGUGAGUACGAGCCCACAACACUGCGAGGCAUCAUCGGCUCAAUUGACCGCUAUUUAAAACACAAUAACAGUAACAUAUCACUCAUGAAUGACAAAGAAUUUGCCAAAGUCUGGGAAGUGAUGAAAAGCAAACAAAAGGCAUUGAAAAAACAAGGCUAUGGGAAUAAACCCAGAGAGGCUGUGGCACUAACAAAAGAGCACAUCGAGGCAAUGUAUUCAGCCCAGACACUAGGAGAUUCUAGUCCCAGAGCCUUGAUUCAUUCGUUGUGGAUGAUCUGCACAACCCAUUUCGGCAUGAGGACGGGAAAUGAAAUACAUAAACUCUGCUGGGGGGACGUUACACUUGGUGUUGAUUUUGAGUCAGGCGAGGAAUACAUCACACGCGAUACCGAGCGCCAGACCAAGACCAGAACAGGGGAAAAUCCAAGAAAUACCAGGUCAGUCAAACCAAGGGCUUAUGCAGUCCCCGAAGAGCCCAACAGAGACCCAGUUCAUCUGUAUAAGCUGUAUGCAGACAAACGGCCGGUGGAAAUGAGAGGAGAUGACAGUCCGUUCUUCCUUACACCAUGCAACAGCACACAGCUUGGCUGGUUCAGGAGGUCAGCAAUUGGUAUAAACAAGCUGUACGGCAUCAUGGCAGAGAUGAAGGCGGACGCUGGGAUAACAGAGCCCAGAAUCACCCCAUACAGUGCAAGAAAACACUUAAUCCAGACAUUAAAUGAUGAGAACAUCCCGGCUCACCAGAUCGUACAUAUUUCAGGCCACAAAAAUGUCAAUAGUCUAAAUAACUAUAGUGGGAUAAACAAGGAUCAAUCAAAACAGAUUUCAAAGAUCCUCUCAGUCUCACAUUCAAACCAAACUGCUGUAGCAAAGCAGAAUCUUUCUCCAUCUGCAACUGCAACCACGUCAAUGAGUGAUUUACCGAUGGGAAGAGGAUUCUUUGUAAACUCAAAUUUCCACGGCAACGUUACUUUCAAUUUUCACAGCUCUGAAAUGGGUCUGUCCCAGAAAAAUGUGUUCAAUCAACAAGUAAAAUCUCCAACACCAACGCCGGAUGUUUCGCCUGAUUUUCCUGAUCAACCACGCUACAAGCGUAUCCGUAUGAUUCCAGACAGUGAUAGCGAUUAA